This is a messenger RNA of Anneissia japonica, 3668 nucleotides long. Its product is annotated as C-1-tetrahydrofolate synthase, cytoplasmic-like. The transcript is spliced from 20 exons. Bases 198 to 3257 code for a protein of 1019 amino acids. NCBI's taxonomy places the organism in Eukaryota, Metazoa, Echinodermata, Crinoidea, Comatulida, Comatulidae. The record is from RefSeq and is a predicted model, not a curated record. Gene Ontology annotation, molecular function: methenyltetrahydrofolate cyclohydrolase activity; formate-tetrahydrofolate ligase activity; methylenetetrahydrofolate dehydrogenase (NADP+) activity. Gene Ontology annotation, biological process: tetrahydrofolate interconversion. Gene Ontology annotation, cellular component: cytosol.
UGUCGUCAUUGAUGAAAAAAUCCAUCAAUCGCGCCAAAUAAUGAAAUAAAGCGAGAAAGCGAUUCAAAUUCAAUCAUUUCGAGACAAAUUAUUUCCACUGACUGACAAGUAACAUCUGAAAAAAGAAGACUAAAAGAGAGGAAGAAAUUAUUUUUUUGUAAUUCAAUUAUUAUUUGUGAUUUUCUUAGCUUUGAGUUAUGAAUCGAAUCGUGUCUCGUUCGCGCACUUUCAAUCACACUCGGUCACUGUAUAACUGGGUCAGUGCCAACAGAUACAACCAGACUUUACCAAGUACUGCACAUGUUGUUGCAGGUAUUCAUAAAACAAACACUAAAUUUUGUUAUCAGAAUUCGGUGCCUGUGUUAUCUCAACCUUUACAGUCUACACAUCGACAUUACUCAGUCGCUACACCAGCAAGGAAAGUUACGGUCAUCAUGGACACCGAACAAUUUGCUUCACGGAUUCUCAAUGGAAAAGAAAUAGCGGAAGAAAUCCGUAGGGAAUUGAAGGAGGAUGUUGCACGUGUGAGGGAGACCCAACCGAACUUUCAACCAGGACUUGCCAUUAUACAGGUUGGCAAUCGUGAAGAUUCAAAUAUUUACAUCAGGAACAAGUGCAAAGCAGCUGAAAAUAUUGGGAUGAUGACUCAUCAUGUGAAGAUGGACAGGUCAACGUCCCUUCCACAGGUGAUAAAUCAGAUUGAACUACUCAACAACGAUCCACGUAUCCAUGGAAUAAUUGUGCAGCUACCACCAGACUCAGACCAGCCGCUGGACGAAGGCAAAAUUACAAACGCCAUCAAAGCAAACAAAGAUGUUGAUGGAUUAUGUCAAUUCAAUGUGUCAAAGUUAGCAAGAGGUGAACUGGAUAAAUGUUUUAUACCGUGUACACCAAGAGGUUGUCUGGAGCUAAUCAAGCGAACAGGUAUUGAGGUUCAGGGAAAGAAGGCAGUUGUGCUUGGACGGAGCAAGAUUGUUGGUGCGCCCAUGCAUGACCUGUUGCUAUGGAAUCAUGCCACUGUCACCAUGUGUCAUUCAAAGACCAAAGAUCUUCCUAACAUUGUAUCUGAAGCGGAUAUUGUUGUGGUUGCGGUACGCCAGCCCCAACUGGUCAAGAAAGAAUGGGUGAAGCAGGGUGCUGUCGUCAUUGACUGUGGAAUUAAUCCCAUUGAAGAUUCAAGUCGCAAAAAUGGCCGCCGCUUGGUUGGUGAUGUUGACUUUGAUGGAGUGAAGGAGGUGGCCUCUUACAUAACUCCUGUACCUGGAGGAGUUGGCCCCAUGACCAUAGCCAUGCUUCUCCAGAAUACAGUUGAGAGUGCAAAAAGAUCCAUCAAAUCUGGAAUGCCCCAAGGUGCAUGGGCGAUGCGAUACCUGCCACUCGAAUUGAAAGAGAACGUACCGACUGACAUUGAGAUAUCUAGAUCACAGACACCAAAACAUGUAUCAGAACUUGCCCAGGAACUGAACCUGCUUCCAGAGGAGGUUGACUACUAUGGCAAACAGAAGGCAAAGAUCUCACUGUCGAUCCUUGAUAGACUUGCAGACUCGCCAAAUGGCAAAUAUGUUGUAGUUGCAGGGAUAACUCCAACACCACUCGGUGAAGGCAAGAGUACAACAACUAUUGGUCUCACUCAAGCCUUGGGUGCUCAUCUUAAGAAGAAUGUUUUCGCUUGUGUCCGCCAGCCUUCCCAGGGUCCAACAUUCGGCAUCAAAGGUGGAGCUGCGGGUGGUGGUUACUCCCAGGUUAUACCAAUGGAAGAGUUCAAUCUUCAUUUGACUGGAGACAUCCAUGCCAUCACUGCUGCAAACAACCUCUUGGCAGCUGCCAUUGAUGCCAGGAUCUUUCACGAAUCUACCCAAUCAGACAAGGCCUUAUUUAAUCGUUUAGUACCAGAAAAGAAGGGCAUACGAGAAUUCUCAGCCAUACAGUUGGGUCGACUUAAGCGACUUGGCAUCGAUAAAACCAACUCAAAUGAGUUGACAGAGGAAGAAGCGGCAAAGUUUGCCAGACUUGAUAUUGACCCCGAGACUAUCACAUGGCAACGUGUGAUUGACACAAAUGAUCGCUACUUGAGAAAGAUCACGAUCGGCCAGUCCGCAACCGAGAAAGGAAUUACACGCGAGGCACAGUUUGACAUCGCCGUUGCCAGUGAAAUUAUGGCUAUUCUUGCUUUAACAACCGACCUGAAAGAUAUGCGCGAACGUCUUGGCAGGAUCGUCGUUGCUAGUAACAAGAAAGGUCAACCUGUUACCGCUGACGACCUUGGUAUCGGUGGCGCACUCACAGUUUUGAUGAAGGACGCAAUCAAGCCGAAUCUAAUGCAGAACCUUGAGGGUACUCCAGUUUUUGUGCAUGCUGGACCCUUUGCAAAUAUCGCCCAUGGUAACUCAUCCAUCCUUGCAGACAAGAUUGCUUUGAAGUUAGUUGGUGAAAAUGGUUUUGUUGUUACUGAGGCUGGUUUUGGAGCUGAUAUUGGAAUGGAAAAGUUUUUUAACAUAAAGUGUCGUUAUUCUGGACUUAUACCAAAUGCUGUAGUACUAGUUGCUACAGUCAGAGCUCUGAAAAUGCAUGGGGGAGGACCAGCAGUUGUUGCUGGGAAACCAUUGCAAAAAGAAUACUGCGAGGAGCAUUUGGAACUGGUUGAGAGUGGUUUCUGUAAUCUUAGAAAGCAGAUUGAAAAUGCUAGUUUCUUCGGAGUACCAACUGUUGUGGCAAUCAACAAAUUUAUUACUGACACUCAACCGGAGCUAGAGUUGAUCCAGAAGCUUUCUCGGGAGGCUGGGGCAUUCGAUGCUGUUAUCUGCAGCCACUGGGCUCAUGGUGGCAAGGGAGCUGUUGACUUGGCUGCUAGUCUCGACAAGGCCUGCGAGCAGCCUAGCAAUUUUGAAUUCCUGUAUGAUGUGAAGCUCCCUAUUGAAGAAAAAAUAGCUACAAUUGCUCGCAAAAUUUACGGCGCUGAUGGAAUUGAGUUGUCCGAAGAAGCUAAGAAGAAGAUAGAAACAUAUAAAGCCCAGGGAUUUAAUGAUCUGCCCAUUUGUAUGGCAAAGACGCAUCUGUCGCUCUCUAGCGAUCCCGCGAAGAAGGGAACGCCGACGGGAUUCACUCUACCAAUAAGAGAUGUCAGAGCAAGUGUCGGUGCCGGGUUUUUAUAUCCACUUGUAGGAACGAUGAGUACAAUGCCAGGAUUACCCACAAGGCCAUGCUUUUAUGAUAUAGACAUUGAUCCAGAUACAGAGACCAUCUUUGGAUUAUUCUAACUUAUGAAUUUUACAAGGAAAUUGCAUUUAUAGAACCCUGUUAUGAUACUUGCAUACAUCCAGAUACAGGGACCAAGAAUUGAUUGUUAUUGUUAUAAUUUAUGUUGUUACAGGAAAAUUGCAUGGACCAUAUUUUUGUUAUCUGCAUACAUCCAGGUAAAGGGACCAAUAUUUUACGUUGUUUUAAUAAGUGAAUAUUACAAGAAGUCUACAACUUGCAUACAUCCUGAUACUGUACAGUGUUAUAGAUUGUUCUAAUAUGUGGUGGUUGUAAGCAUGUCAAACUUAAAUACUUUCGGCUUAAGAAACCACAGUCAUUGUUUUAUUUGUAAUGGUUUCAAGACAUCUCCAUGCGCAAUGGACAAUACGAUACAUAUCAUUCAGAUACAGGAAUAAUUGUUAAUGGUUACC